ACUCCUCACAUUACUCCAAAACAACAUGUCCAACUUCAAAUCAAUUGUAUCUUUACAAUUUUUCUUUUUCUCUUCAAUUUCACUCUUAUUGCUUAUACCUUCUUGUUUAGCUUACAAUGUGGUUAAUUUUGGAGCUAAAGGAGAUGGAAAGACAGACUCAACCGCGCCAUUUCUUCGCGCUUGGAUGUCUGCAUGCAGCUCAACUAGUCCAUCCAACGUGUACGUUCCUAAGGGAACGUACCUUAUAAGGCCAGUGACAUUCACUGGCCCUUGCCGGAGCAGAAUUGAGUUCCGUAUUGACGGAACAAUUGUUGCUCCGGUUGAUUAUAAUGUCAUUGGAGGUUCUAAUUUUUGGAUUUUGUUUUAUAAAGUUAGUAGACUUUCUAUCUAUGGUGGAACAAUUGAUGCUAAAGGACAUAAUUUUUGGUCAUGUAGAAGAUCUGGACAUUCUUGUCCUCCUGGAGCAAGGUCAAUUACAUUGUUAUGGUGUGAUAAUGUAGUGGUAAGUGGAUUAAAAUCAUUAAAUAGUCAGAUAAUGAAUAUGGCAAUUGAUUAUAGUAGCCAUGUAAGAGUUGAGAAAAUAAGAAUAAGAUCUCCAAGUGGAAGUCCAAAUACUGAUGGAAUUCAUAUAGAGAAUUCAAGAGAUAUUACUAUCACAGAUAGCAUUAUUCAGACCGGAGAUGAUUGUAUAUCUAUUGGCACUGGUUCUAUGAAUAUGUGGAUUCAAAAGAUUGGUUGUGGCCCUGGACAUGGCAUAAGCAUAGGAAGUUUGGCCAAUAGCCUAAAUGAAGCAGGAGUUCAGAAUAUAACAGUGGCAAAUUCAGUAUUCACAAAAACACAAAAUGGUGUGAGGGUUAAGUCAUGGGCAAGGCCAAGUAAUAGCUAUGCUAAAAAUCUCAUCUUCAGAAAUCUUGUUAUGAGGAAUGUUGGCUACCCUAUUCUCAUUGAUCAAAACUAUUGCCCUGAUAACAAUUGUCCACAGCAGAAUUCAGGAGUGAAGGUGAGUCAAGUAACAUACAAGAAUAUAAAAGGGACAUCUUCAACACAAGAAGCAAUAAAAUUAGAUUGCAGCCAAACAAAUCCAUGUAGUGGUAUCACAUUACAAGAUAUAAAGCUCACUUUUGUGGAUCCUCAUUUGAAAAGACCAGCCUUAACAUAUUGUAAAAAUGCACAAGGCACACAUCGUGGCACGGUCCUUCCUCGGAGUUGUUUCUAAAAACACCAUAUAAUAUGUACUAAUUAUGAUGAUAUGAUACAUGAUACUUGUUGUGUGUAUAUAUUUUCGACUU
This is a messenger RNA of Solanum tuberosum (potato), 1289 nucleotides long. Its product is annotated as polygalacturonase-like. The record is from RefSeq and is a predicted model, not a curated record. The coding region runs from base 26 to 1216 and encodes 396 amino acids. Lineage: Eukaryota; Viridiplantae; Streptophyta; Magnoliopsida; Solanales; Solanaceae. Gene Ontology annotation, biological process: carbohydrate metabolic process. The transcript has 4 exons. Gene Ontology annotation, molecular function: polygalacturonase activity.